GCUCGUGCGGGGACGCGAUUAGCGAUCGCCUGAGCGGUCACGAGGCUGCUCCAGGCCAACAGUGGAUGGCUUGGCCUCCAUUGUCUAGGAAAGCGGCAUGACAACCAACCAGCUUCCGACCUGGUGCACCUCGAGUGGCGAAGGAUGCCGGCCAUUUCCACGACGAGGCAUAUCCAGGUUGAUCUCUGCCAACCAGUCCGGAAGACGGCUCUGGUAAUGCUCACAGAACGGCCUGGAUCACACCGACUCUACGACAGAGAAUGGUUGGGUCAACCAAGCUUGCCCAUACAGAAUCGCUACACACAUCGUACACCAGCCCCGGUGCAGCUGAGGAUCGAAUGGUCACAUGCAGCUCCAGGAGCCUGUGUCUUUGCCACAACGAUACCACGCCGAGCCGACAGUAUGCUUGCUUCUUACCACAGGGCGGCAACACGACACUACACACAACCACCAGGGCGUAUCGAUACCUCUCCUCCGACUGGAGCCCCUCAAAGCGAUCGACAUGUCUCUACACACACCAGGAAUAGCACUGUGCUGUGAAGCGCCAGCUUGCCUCAACGAUGGACACCCGCCACUUGC
This is a messenger RNA of Microdochium trichocladiopsis, 579 nucleotides long. RefSeq lists its product as uncharacterized. NCBI's taxonomy places the organism in Eukaryota, Fungi, Ascomycota, Sordariomycetes, Xylariales, Microdochiaceae. The transcript has a single exon. The coding region runs from base 145 to 540 and encodes 131 amino acids. The record is from RefSeq and is a predicted model, not a curated record.